Penicillium cinerascens is the source of this 1536-nucleotide messenger RNA. RefSeq lists its product as uncharacterized. The transcript has 2 exons. Bases 1 to 1536 code for a protein of 511 amino acids. The record is from RefSeq and is a predicted model, not a curated record. Lineage: Eukaryota; Fungi; Ascomycota; Eurotiomycetes; Eurotiales; Aspergillaceae.
AUGGAUGGCAGGCGCAGUAUCGAUGCCAACAUGACUGGACAAUUCAAGCCUAAAGGGAGAAAGGGAUCGAGUUCCAAAGGCCGGAAGCUUGUCCGAUGGGAUGCUGAUCUCGAUGUUCAGCUCUUGUUGACUGUGCAGGCUGCGUGCAACAAGGCUGGAGUCAAGAUUCCUUGGGAGAGGGUCGCUACCAUGAUGGGCGAAAAGUUCACCGAGGGGGCCAUCGUACAGCACCUGACCAAGCUACGCCUCCGUCGCAUUACCGAGAAGAAGGCUGUUCCACCUCCCCUGCGUCGGUCUACAAACAAUAAAACCAACAAAAAGCGCAAGGCCGCAGAUGAUGACGAUUCGGAUUUGUUCGUUUCUCAGAGUGAUACUGAUGAUGCGGAAUAUGGCACUCUGAGGGCUCCCAAGAGGGCGAAGCAGACCAGAUUUUCCCAUGAUAAAAAUGGGAUCAAUACUGCUCGCAAAAUUGGGAAGGGUGAAGGCUUUGCUGACAGUGACGUCCAGUGCGCUGGUGCCGAUUUCCUCAGUUUUGGACAUGAGCAAGAUGCUUACUCCCGUAGGUCCGCUUCCGAUGGUUCUGACUCUGAUUCAUUCGUUUCUCUUCGGAAGGCUCGCUAUAGCGGCAAGAAAGAUUACAUCCAGAAGAGGACGUGCAUCGUUCGAUUUCAGGUCAAGAAGUCCUUUCUUCUUGGACUCAAACUUCAGGAUGCCAAAAUGGAAGAGGCCGUGCAGGAAGAUGCCCAGUCUAUCAUUUCCUAUGCCCUUGGUGAUUCUGCGAAUCCGAAAUAUCCUCCUCCUCCACCUGCCUGGCAGCGGCCAGCUCAAAUGGGCAUGUCACACCCGGCUCAGCACCCCGGCCAGCCAGGCACACGCAUUCUCUCUUACCCUACCGUCAAGUCCGAAACCCGUCUCAGCCCCGAGGGCAUGACUCGCCUCGAGAUUUACACCCAGAAUUGGGCGCAGCCGCCCUCCCCUCAUCUAGGAGGCUCUGAAAACAUGUCUCCUAAUGAGGCAUACAUACAAGGCUGGCAGCAGCAGCAGCAGCUCUCUCCUCGUCACACUGGAUCUGAAGGUACGGCUCAUCGUGAUACGCUUGUGCGGAGUCGGCAGCAGACUCUCCGCAAUCUUCUUCUCGAUAAAAGCCCGUUCGUGGAUGUGAAUACUCAGAUGCCGAGCACCCCGCUUCAUAGCAGCCCGGUCCCGAGCAGAUCGAUCCAGAACAGAGGGCACCGGAAUAGCCCGUUCGACUUCGAGGCGCCGAGAUCAGAAUUCCAGACACGUCGGCCGCGGGAAUCCCAGUCUCGGGCAUCUCAGCUAGAGGAAACUCGCCGGCAGUAUAUUGACCCCAAGAUAUUCAUGGGCUCGAUGGGACUUCACAGCCCGAGCCAAUACGUUGAGCGGUCCUCGGACAUGGAAAUGUCCGAUGACUUCAUGGACGAGUUUCUGGAAGACCCUGAGGGGUUAUUAGAAAUGAAAGGCACGCUUUCGGAGGACAUCUAUCAAUACCUCAAUGAAGACGGCGGUGAGCAGUGA